UGUGUGCUAAAGAUAUACAUUUUAGUUUUUUUCAUACAACUGUCUAUCCAGCCUUAUCAUAAUACAAAAUACCUAUAUAAAUGAACUAAGAGAUGUACAAAAAGAUAACAUUGAGAAGAACAUUACAAAAAUCCUCAGAGGGGAAAUGUUCACGUUAAAGCAGUAUAAAAACACCAAAGAAUGACUUGUUAAAAACUAAAUUCAAAGAACAAAAAUGAUACAUCAUAUGCGUAUAUUAAGUUACUCAUACGCUUAUGUAUGAUUUUUACAUUAUGCGAACAUGUGUGCAAGUAUAUGCAAAUGUGCGUAAGUAUUUGUAGUUUAACUUUACAUGACAGAUUGAGCAUCAUUGUAAGAGAUAAUAAACAAAGAGGAUGUCAAAAAUACAUAGGGAGAACAAACAAAUAACAAAUAAAGGGGAAUAAUCAGUUAUAACAAUUACAAAAAAAUUGACUUCUGGGAUUAAAGUGACUCACAUUAUUUUCUAGGAAAUAAAAGAGAUUACAUAUGUUUUGGUUUGUGGCCAUGUUUUCUCAGAAUGAAUACAAAUAGUGAGUUGAGAAUGGUAAUCCACCGUAACGCGUCUCUGAUAUUUCCGACACCCCUGAAGGCAGCAAAUACCUGGGGGCGGGGUUUAGAAAAGCCUCAGCCUGAGUCAUGACUCCUCCACACAGACGCUGAGCCGCAGACAGCAGCAUCGACUCUGCGGAAAAAAACUGAAAUAAAAACAGUGAAAAUGUCGCUAACGUUACCGUGAAUGAACAGUCGGCUUCGCGUGCAUCCAUGGUCUAUUUCCCGGGCAUGCAAACCGAGGCGCACAGCGUCAAGCCGGGACAGCUGGUUGAGAUGUUUGACUCGUCGUGGAGAGUGCGGAACAUUUGGGACGGGGUGAGGCUGGAGGUGGUGGAAGACCCCAGCCCGGUGGUCCUGCACAGCCUCACACACCUGGACCCGGACCUGCCGCUGCUGGAGAGCUCGACGCAGGAGAUAGGAGAGGAGGCCGAGGAUGACGCCAUCUUCACCAUCACGCUGAGGAAGGUGCAGCUCCACCAGUCGGCCAGUAAGGGGCAGCGAUGGCUGGGCGUGGACACGGACUCCGCCUUGAGCCUCUACGAGACCUGCAAGGUGCGGACCAUCAAGGCCGGCACGCUGGAGAGGCUGGUGGAGUACAUGGUGUCGGCGUUCAGGGGAAAAGACUCCACCUACGUCACCAUCUUCCUCUGCACCUACCGCUCCUUCGCCUCCACCAGGCAGGUGCUGGAUCUCCUGCUCAACAGGUAUGCCAAGCUCCAAAACUUCCCCGCAGCCACAGCACACAGAGUGUCCCAGGACGACCGCACAGAGCUGAGGAACACUGUGUCGUCCAUCCUGGGCGCGUGGCUGGACCAGUACUCUGAGGACUUCUGGACCCCCCCCACCUACGACUGUCUGCACCAGCUCAUGUCCUACCUCCGCCUGCACUUCCCUGGCUCGGACCUGGAGCGCCGCGCCCGCAACCUGCUGGCCCACUUCCACCGCCGGCAGCAGUGUGAGCCUGAUCCUGAAGGGGAACACAUCGGCUGCCCUUUUGCUACGCAGGAAGAGAGCGGCUUCGAGGACGAGCUUCCUGCUUUCAGCUUCCUGUGCUUUGACCCCAUUAUGGUGGCAGAGCAGUUCACGCUCAUGGACGCGGACCUGUUUAAGAAGGUGGUUUCCUACCACUGUCUGGGGGGGAUCUGGUCUCAGCGGGACAAGAAAGGCAAGGAGCACCUGGCCCCCACCAUCAGAGCCACUGUGGCCCAGUUCAACUCCGUCACCAACUGUGUCAUCACCACCUGCCUGAGCAACCCCGUGCUGAAGCCCAACCAGAGAGCGCGGUUGCUGGAGCGGUGGAUAGACGUGGCUCGGGAGUGUCGGAUAUUGAAGAACUUCUCCUCGUUGCGAGCCAUCCUCUCCGCCCUGCAGUGCAACGCCAUCCACCGCCUGAAGAGGACCUGGGAGGAGGUAUCACGGGAGAGUUUCCGCACCUUCCGCGAGCUGUCCGAGAUCUUCUCAGACGACAACAACUACUCCCUCAGCCGAGAGCUGUUGGUGAAGGAGGGCACUUCAAAGUUUGCCACUUUGGAAACUAACCCCAAACGAGCUCAGAGGAGACAGCAGCAGCAGAGAGAACUGGGAGUGAUGCAGGGGACCAUUCCUUACCUGGGGACCUUCCUGACGGACCUGGUGAUGAUGGACACUGCCAUGAAGGAUUACACCGAGGGUGGUCUGAUCAACUUUGAGAAGAGAAGAAAGGAGUUUGAGGUGAUCGCUCAGAUCAAACUGCUCCAGUUAGCGUCCAACAACUACAGUUUCACUCAGGACAGCCACUUCAGGGAGUGGUUCGCAGGCGUGGAAAAACUCAGCGAGGCAGAGAGCUACAAUCUGUCCUGUGAGAUCGAGCCGCUGUCGGAGUCGGCCAGCAACACGCUCAGAGCCAAGAAGAACGGAGGAAUCAUGAAGCGCUGGAGCGACCGGCAGUUGACGGAGGCUGGCUGCAGCGGCCCCCCCGGCUCUCAUUCCAAGUCCUUCGACCACUCGCACUACAGACCGUACCAAGGAGGCGGGGGGGGCGGGGGGGACAGCGGGGACGCUCUCAGCGUCACCUCGGUCAGCUCCAGUGGUUCGGACCUGGAGGACGUGAACCCCAGCUUCCUGUCAGAUUCUCCGGAGGGACACGAGAGAAAGACGUCGACUCCCUCUGUGAAACUUACCGUCUCUGCUUUAGGGAGGGAAGCUCUGGCAGCAGACACGUCAACGGUGACGAGUCAGGACAAGACUCCAUCCGUCAUCAGGAAGGAAUUAUUCUGGGAGUGCACGUCCCUCUCCUCCCUGGACACCUCUGGGAACAGCUCCGGCUCGGCCUCGGGCUCCAGCAGCGCCUCCUCCUCCUCCGUCUCCUCCUCCACCCCGCUGUCCGCCUCCCGCUCACACAAACGCUCGGUGUCGGCAGUGUCCAACUACUCCACCCUGUCGCUGCCGCUGUACAACCAGCAGGUGGACGACUGCUGCAUCAUCCGGGUCAGCCUGGACGUGGAGAACGGCAACAUGUACAAGAGCAUCCUGGUGACGAGUCAGGACAAGACUCCAGCCGUCAUCAGGAAGGCGAUGAUCAAACACAACCUGGAGCGGGAGAAGACCGAGGAGUACGAGCUGAUGCAGAAAAUCUCUGAGGACAAAGAGCUCCGGAUCCCGGACAACGCCAACGUUUUCUACGCCAUGAACUCCACUGCCAACUACGACUUUGUGCUGAAGAAGCGCGGCCUUGCCCGGCCGAUGAGGACCAAGAACGUGGCCAGCUCCACGCUGCCUCGCAUGAAACAGAAGGGACUGAAAAUAGCUAAAGGGAUUUUCUGAAGGGAGAAACGCGCCACCUCCUGCCUCCCCUCCACCAACCCCUUUAACCCUCUCUCUGGUCUCCCACUCCUCAGAAGAAACAUUUGUGUUCUGUCUGAGGCAAAAGUAUCUGAGUUUUGGUUUUGGACAAAAACACAAGAGGAGAUGAAUGACCAACCUUUCUGUGGAUGAGCAGAAAGCAGAGGAAGCACUUAGGAACAGCUGUCGCAUCAUCAGGACCCUUCAGGGCUUUAUAAGGCGCGUGGAAACGUCCAUGCUGUUUUUCCGAAGACAACAAAAAGGACACGUUUGUGGAAAAAGUGUCGGUGAAUGCUCGGCGGAGGGACCAGUCGAACACUCGGGGUAAAAUGUCCCGUUGCUUGUGAAGAAGCAGAUCCAUUUCCUGUUUUUUCUUUUACUUUUAGUUUACAAGUGUUUACAUAAACUUAAAGGUUUUCGUUCAAGCCUCUUGCUUGAGUUUUUAAUCACCUUUGUUAAAAUAAUGUCAAAACCCCAGAGUUCCUCGGCAGCCUCGAUCCCUGAACGCCACUCACCCUGUCACGGAGAACACACACGAACAACACAAAGCCGCCACGUACAGCUGGCCGUUUCGAAUGUGUUUCAAUUUUGUCAGGGAACUUUUUCUCAUGAGUGUACCGCCGCCUUUUACCCCAGGUUCCUGAUGUCGACAGUGUUUCUGGGACCGGGGCACUGAACCCCUCACGCUCUGUGGACGCUGGGACAUUUUCCUUCGGCGUUUUACCACCAGUGGAGGGGAGCUGAACUCUUUUCAAAUCUAAAAAGCUGCCAUGUUACAAAAAAACUAAAACAAAAAGGUCGGAAAUGGAAACAUUGGUGUCAAAAAAAUCCAGUGGGCACAGUCAUGAAUAACAUGCUUCUUUUUAUUUUUAUUAUUAAUGAGUUGUAACCACUACACAGCGAAGGACGUGGCAGUGACUGGGACCCCAACCCAAACGUUCCAGAGGGAAGAACAAGUGAGCAGAAAAGCAACCGAGUGUAUAUAUCCAUUAACACCAACUGUGCAGUAUGUGCUUUGAAACGGACCAUGAGAUUUUUGUUAAUAGACUUUGUCACGAUAUCAACAUUUUUAUUCAUUUUUGCUUUGUACAUUUUAUUUAGCAUCUCUCUGCUCUCAUAUGGUGCUGCUAGUUAUCCUCAUCACUUCACGGAUUUCUCUACUUCCUGAUCGCCCGCCGCCAUGUUGGAAGACGACACAAAACAUCUCUUCUCCUCUGCGGGGGGAGACGUUUUUAAUAUUAGUUUGCUGUUUUCCAAAAAAUAAGUUAAUAUGGAAAACCAUCACUGCCAAGAAAAGACCAACAAAAUAAAGAUGGAGAAAUGGUUAGGAAAAAAACUUGUUUAAUAACACUAAUGAAUAUUUGUAUCCAUUUAUUUUCCCAACAUUUCUCAAUAAAUCAUUCGAUACAAAUAUGAGUAAAAAACCGAAAACAUCCCAGUAACAUUUGUAUUACAAGUGAAAGUCUUUAAUUAGCUUGUUUUGUCGCAGUUGAACAUAAAUACUAUACAAUCAUCCCAAAAUACAUUUCAGUUUUUAAUUUCUUUAAAUUCCUUCCUUUUCCUGGCAAAAAUAGGCUUCCAUACACCUGAGUGAAACCUUUUUCAAACAACAAAAUUAUUAGUUAUGUUUCCUGAAAUACUACAGUAGAGAAAUUCGGGAUAAAAACCUAUGAAAGAAUAAACAAAAAUCUGUUAUUUUAGGAGCAAACUGAUGAUUUGGUUUAACCCUGGACUGUUGCACGGGUAGAAGACCCUAACUGUGGUUCAGUUCUUCCAACAUGGCGGAUCAUCCUUCAUAUCCAUCAGUUCCAAACGUGCCAUGCUUGGCCUGUGUGUUGCUCCUAAGUCCUGCUGAUUUAUCCUGCCAGACGUGUUGAAAUUAUAUUUUUUUGAUGAUUUCCAGAUCUGGAAAAGUUGUCAAAGUGCAGGAAAAGCUUCUUAAAUCAGACGCAGUGCGUAGGAGGCGCUUCGGUGAUGCUGCCAAAACUGCAAACGAGGGAACAGACUCUCCUCGCUGCUUUUUCUGUGCUUUCCGUGACGUGUUUCUUUAAAGGUUAAAUCCAACCUAAAACAGCUAACCAGUUCUUGGUGAUGCACUUUCCCUUUCCCACAAAUACAUUCCAACAACAGUAAACUCUUGAAGGGCUUUUUUAAAGUAUUCUGUACAGCUUCCCUCUGUUGAUACAUAGGUCACACUACUCAAUUAUUAUCUCAAAGAAGAGGAUUUAGGCUAAUUUCCAUCUGCAGUCCCUUUUCUGUUAAUUUACCGUUAGCUAACCCCAAACCCAGUGAAUAUGCUCUUCACAAGGACAACAUUAGUGGUUAUUUCUAAAACAAUGGGGCUUUUAUUUCAGAUAAAAGCAGCUUCUGAUUUGAAACGGGCGGAGGAUUUGAAAAAAAUAACGGUUGUCAGCUGUAGCUUACCUCCAGCUUCUGCAUGUUUGUUUCCAACUGACUUGUGUAAGAACUGUGUAAAAGAGCUCUUAAAUCUGCACUUAUGCUUCAUACAUGAUACUAUGCUAUGUUUCUUAGCAUUCAUACCCAGAUGUAUAAAGAGAACAGGGGCACGUGUUGAAGGCGGGACCCCGUUCUUUUCCGUAGAGUUGCCCUGUGGCGCAUGAAGCCAAAAUGGCCUGACUCUUGAGAGCAAACGUACCCGUAUCUGGGUCCAUAGAGCGUGCGCACUCUCGUUUUCCAUAAGCCCCGCCUUCGAUCUCCCGUGCUCAAACCGAGCACAAUUAAGCACAGUUAACAACUUUUAGACCCUUAUGAUUUAAAUAAGGGCUAUUAGAGUGUUCCUACUGGGUAGUUGAUUUAGUUUUAAGAAAAUUCUACUGAUUUACUGACAUCUUUUUUCCAAUGUAAGUCAAUGUGAAGAAGUAUUGUUGGGCACAAUGACGUCACGGACUUACAAUGAAGUUGUAGUACCAUCGUUUGGCCACUAGGAACAAUUGCUUCAAUGACCGGCGCACUUCCUGGGGUCUUGGUGCAUCCUUUAGUCCUUAUCUUUAAAGUGAAAAGAUUUAUAAACAACAUUUCAGAAAAAAGAAUUGCCUACAGUAACCUGUAGUUCCACAGAAUGUUGUUGUGCUCUUUGACCCUGAAGGUAACGCGCCGUUAAUACUCAAGCCUUAAGUCAAGCCAGCUUCUGACUAUAUAAACAUGUUGCACAGCAUCCUGGGAAAUGUAGGAAAUGACAGCAUAUGGGAAAGUGGUUAAACCAAAUGCUGAAAUAUAUCGAUGGUUGGAUUUUUCCUUAUUUGUUCAUACACACUACAUUCGCCUGGAUUGCGACCAUGUGUUGCCUUUUUAUUUUUAUUUCCACCUGCAUGAGUUCAUAAUUCUCCAAACGAUCAAAUGAAUGAAGCCCCCCCCGCAUUCCCCCCAUUAAACGUGUGAUAGCGAAAUGGUGAGGACAGCAGAAGCUGGACGUUGUUCACGGCGGUACAUGUCUCGCUGUGGAACACUGUGACCAUUGACCUUUCACUUGAUCGGCGCUUCAUGUUGAGCACUGUGAACAAAAAAAAAUAAAUCGCCUCGCUCCCGCUUAAUUGUGUCAUAGUGAACAUUUGCCCUUCACUUAUGUUGUUGGCGACCCUCCAUGUGCCAAAAAUGAAAAAGAAAAGAGAAAAAAAUGUUGCUUUUUAACAGACGAGUCCUCUGCCUUUCACAGUGAGGAAAAAAGAUUUGUAUGUUUACUGUCGUUGCAUUUUUCUGAAAAAAAAAAAAAAGGGUGAGAAGAACACUGUGGACCGUUUCCCAUGUGGAAAAUUAGACUGUAGCCCGAGAAACUUGAAGCAAAGAUGUUUGUGCGGAGCGUCAGAUGAAGCUGUUGUAGAAACCCCACGUCUUCUUUAAUGCGGCUAAUUUUGCAAAUAUUCAAAAGUGAUGGGGCUUUGCUAAUAUGAUCUUGCGUUUCCAACCAUAAACCAGGUUAUUAUUUCCAACUAAACUCUAUGUCUGAGAUGCAUUGUAUAAAAAAUGUUAGGUUAAGAAUCUCAUUUAUUUUUACUUUUCUUACACACCUCAUCGAAAACACCUCUUGAAAAACGAUGAGAUCAGUCGUGUUACAAACAUUUUUCGAUGCAGUGAAAAGCCUUUUUUCACUGGUAUAUUAGACAUUUAUUAGAGGUUUGUUAGAAUUCCUCCUCCAUUAUUUCAAAGCAAACUGUAACAGGACCUUUAAUGCUCCAAGGUCCUCCUUAAUGUCACAAAUUGUUUAUAGACUAAGGACGAGAAUCACUACAGCAUAAUCUGCUAUUGCACUUUUGUUCAAUCUGAAACAUUCCAUUUUAAAUUGCUUACAGGUUCUUAAAAAAAUACACAUUUUGUCAAGGUUAUUGUCUUCCCAGAAAAUCACCCUAACCCACAAUUUGUUAUCAAGUAAUCCAUUUGUAUUGCACCUUUUAAUGCAGAUUGGUGCAAUUUAAUACCGUGAAAACAAAAAUAAAGACAAAACAAAUUGUAAAUGAGAACAUUUUAAUAAAGAAAACUUAAUAAAAUAGAUGUAAAAGAAAAGUAGAAAAUUAAAUGUAGAUUAUUCAAAUAAUAAAUAAUAUAUAAUAGUAAUUUCACAUCCUAAAUACGAUCAAAUAAUAAUUCUAUAAAUUAUUAUUAAUCGAAGGCCUGUCUAAAUUGAUUUUUAAUUUUACGUGUAAAGAUUUCGAUAGAUUUUGUCUCUCAAUACGUUCCGCAGCUUAACAUUUUAAAAACGAUUCCUUGUCUUUCCACAGUCACAUGUUUCUGCAGCAGCUACAUCUCCAUAUUACGCGUGUUCUCUAAAGCAUUGUGCACAUGAGUGGAACUUUAAAUGAGCUGACACCCCCCCCCCCCGAGUGUUUCUGUGCUGAUGAGGUUGAUGUUGGACUGGUUUGUGUGUCGUCGUAGCCCGUGGUGAAAUGAAGUACCUUUUUUGUGAUUUGACCUGAUUCUGUGCGAGUUCGAACAAAAAGGCUGCGUUUACAAGAAAAUAAAACCAGCUGGUGUGGUGUGUGUGUUUUUUAUUUCUUGUUUUGUUCCCCUGAACUAUGCUCGGGUGCCAUUUUCCAUUUUAACGAAAAGAAUUUCCGAACUUUUUCUAACUGCAGUGUGUUUUUCAUUUUAUUUUUCCUACUUUUCCCAAGAACACAAAACCUGUGUAAAAAAAGAACCUGUCCUUGAUUUUGUCUUUGUUUAUUUAUUCAUUUGUAUAUAAAGAUUUUGUUUUGCAAUGUACAUUCUUUCCUUUCUUGGUUAUAGAUUAAUAUAUUCAUGUAUAUACGAAUAAACAUUAAGUUUAUAAAAUGAA
This is a messenger RNA of Trematomus bernacchii (emerald rockcod), 8680 nucleotides long. RefSeq lists its product as uncharacterized. Gene Ontology annotation, cellular component: plasma membrane. The record is from RefSeq and is a predicted model, not a curated record. Lineage: Eukaryota; Metazoa; Chordata; Actinopteri; Perciformes; Nototheniidae. Gene Ontology annotation, biological process: positive regulation of GTPase activity; Ras protein signal transduction. Gene Ontology annotation, molecular function: guanyl-nucleotide exchange factor activity.